Molecule: messenger RNA, 1878 nt
Organism: Rubroshorea leprosula
Lineage: Eukaryota; Viridiplantae; Streptophyta; Magnoliopsida; Malvales; Dipterocarpaceae
Source: the annotation of a GenBank genome assembly
GACUACAUCCUUCCCCCUACUCUGUGUAGUGAAAGUUACGUGACUGAGGAGAUGUCUUUUGAGGAAAUGUUGAGCAUUGGGGGGAGCGAGGAAGUAAGGAUGCUGGAGUACAGCGAUGUAAGUGUAGAGGGUGAGUCGUUUGGGUCUGAGCAUACAGAGGGAGGGGUAGGUAGAAAUGAAGUUGUUGAGGGUGGGGCAGAAGAGGUGCUUGUCAACAUAUUGGAAGUGGGAGAUAGGAGUGAUAAGUUUUACAAUACUAGGGUAGACAUUGUGUUUGAGGCCUACCGGAGUGAAAGAAAGGGCAUGCUCUGCACCCCGGGAUCACUAGAUGCCAGUGGCGAUGGGGAAGUAGAGGUUUUGUCUACCUGGAAGGCUAAAAGGGCCAACCAAAAUAAGUAUAGUUUAAAUAGUGAUGAGGAGGAAGAAGUAGAGAAGCUGGUGAGAAAGGAGGGUGACAUAAUAGAUAUUAUGUUUCUCACCAGCUCGGAUGUCAUAGAAGCAGCUGAGCUUUAUGAGCUGAGCUCAAUGAGCGAAGGUGUGUUGGUAUCUUGUGUAAUGUGUUGCUGGUGGGGUGGUAUUCCUAAGAAGCCAAGGAAGAAGUCCAAGACUUUGGAGAAGGCUACAAGUGGGAAAAGAGAUGGUAACACGGAGAAAGGGCAGAUGUCAAGUACAAAAGCCCGAGCUGCAGAGGAGGUGGAGCUAAGGUCCAAAAGGAAGAGGGAUAAAGUGGAUCAAGCUCAAAAGAAAAAGAGGAAAGUGGUGGAGGAGAAGGUCAGGGGGGACGAGGUAGUGGAAUUCGUACCUUGGCCUGUGCCUGUUGAGCUUUAUCCAGACCUCAGAGAGACCGAGGUCAUUGCCCCUAGUAAGGGUAAAGCAUUUGUUCCCACGCCUUCUCUCCAGAGCAGCAUUUUUGGGAACAAAAACUUCUCCGUGGCAAAGAAUUUUAUCAACGCCUAUGUGCCUGAGGUGGAUCAUUGUAAAGCGAGGGAGGAAGCCUUGGUACAUGGAGGGACCUCAGUCGUGAGGCAUGCUCUGGAGACUGCAACUUGGGUUAAUGUGCUAGCCCAAGAAGAAAUGGAGAUCAUGAAGGAGCGCAACAGCCUGCAGAGGGAAAGGGAUGAGCUGUUGAAGAAGAACGGGGAAAUGAAGAGGGAACUAGAUGUAGUGGUACCAGCAGUGACAAGCUUGCAAGAGGAGAGAGAUACAUUGAAGACGGUUCUCUCAUUCGAAGAGAAGAAAAGGAGAAUGUGUGAAGAAGAGAAUGAAGCACAAGAGGAGGAAAUAAGAAGGAUGAGAGAAUCCGAGGUGGAACUCAAAAAAAAUGUCCAACUGUUGGCCCACAACGGGAUGGAGGAGCAUAUCAGCAACUUUAUCAACUCUAGCUUGUUUGACAACAUUGUCAAUCUGUACCAACUGCCGAUUGCAAUCCUCACCUUCAUUGAUUGCAGAAAGAAGGUGAAAACUGAGUAUCUUGAAGUGGAUAUUACCAAGAUCACCUUUGGCAAACAAGAGGAAGGGGUGGAGGAGAAUGGCGAAAGCAUGUCAGUAGAUUUUCGACCUCAGGUUAAGCUGAGGUGGGAUCAUGAUGAAGAAGGACACGUCGGUUUUCCUCCUAACUUCGAGUUUAUAGUAGUGGAGGAAGAGGAAGGAAAAGCAAAAGGGGCUGAAGUUGAUGAAAGUCAAUCAUCUCCUCCCAUGGAGGUGCAUCCAGUUCCCUUUAAAGAAGAGCAGCCACCUCUCCCAGUAGAGCAGGAGCCACCCUAGCCACUUCCUCCAGCGGAAUAGUUUAGGGAUUUUUUUUUAUUUAUGUAUUUAGGAUUUGAACAAUGAUUAAUGUACACGUUUUUUCAUUUAUUUAAAGAAAAUCUUUUUUUUUUA